Messenger RNA from Rattus rattus (black rat), 1493 nucleotides. RefSeq names its product galactoside 2-alpha-L-fucosyltransferase 3-like. The record is from RefSeq and is a predicted model, not a curated record. Lineage: Eukaryota; Metazoa; Chordata; Mammalia; Rodentia; Muridae. Gene Ontology annotation, cellular component: membrane. Gene Ontology annotation, biological process: carbohydrate metabolic process. Gene Ontology annotation, molecular function: galactoside 2-alpha-L-fucosyltransferase activity.
AUGCCACCCGAGACUGCGUGGGACAGGAGCACUGUCGCCCCCAACAGGCUUGCAGCCUGGUGGUCCCGGACAAACUGGCCUAGAAGGAUCCAAGCAGCUCUCCAAGGACUCAAGGCCAUCUGCCCACCUCUCUCCACCUUUUACCUCCUCUUUGUGAUCUUCGUGUUGUCUACCAUUUUCCACUGCCACCGGCGCCUCAGUCUGGUGCCUGCCCCCUGGGCCUCGUCAGCCCUUGUGGUCUUAUCCCCAAGACACCUGCCCCGGGAAGGCAUGUUCACCAUCAAUGUCAGAGGCCGGCUGGGGAACCAGAUGGGCGUCGCCACAUUGUUUGCACUGGCCAGGAUGAAUGGACGGCUUGCGUUCAUCCCCGCAUCCAUGCACAGCACUCUAGCGCCCAUCUUCAGGAUCAGCCUCCCGGUGUUACACAGCGACACGGCCAGAAGGAUACCGUGGCAGAAAUACCAUCUCAACGACUGGAUGGAGGAGCGUUACCGCCACAUUCCGGGACACUAUGUGCGCUUCACGGGCUACCCGUGCUCCUGGACCUUCUACCACCACCUGCGCCCGGAGAUCCUGAAGGAGUUCACCCUGCAUGACCACGUGCGGGAGGAGGCCCAGGCCUUCCUGCGUGGUCUGCGGGUGAAUGGGAGCCAGCCGAGUACUUUUGUGGCUGUCCAUGUGCGUCGAGGGGACUAUGUGCAUGUCAUGCCCAAGGUGUGGAAGGGCGUGGUGGCUGACCGGGGUUACCUGGAAAAGGCCCUGGAUAUGUUCCGGGCACGCUAUUCAUCUCCAGUCUUCGUGGUCACCAGUGAUGACAUGUCCUGGUGCCGGAAGAGCAUCAUUGCUUCCCGAGGGGACGUGGCAUUUGCUGGCAAUGGCCUUCGAGGAUCGCCUGCCAAGGACAUUGCAUUACUCAUGCAGUGCAACCACACCGUCAUCACCUUGGGUACCUUUGGUAUCUGGGCUGCCUAUCUCACAGGUGGGGAUACUGUUUACCUGGCUAACUUUACCCAGCCCAGCUCCCCUUUCCAUAAGGUUUUCAAGCCAGAAGCAGCUUAUCUGCCUGAGUGGGUGGGCAUUGCUGCUGAUCUGGGACACCCAAACAGAGGAGCCCCUGGCCAUGCCUCAGCCAGAGCCCCCAAGAGUCACCGGAGGACCUUGCUGUAGUACACAUGCUCAGAGGGGCGGGCGGGGGGAGGGUAUGUUGUCCUUGUGCUCGUGCUUGGGACCUCACAGGGAUUCCCAGUUCUGUUUUGCAUGCUUCUCAGCUGAGUGAUUGCAGGUCAAUGAUGUCACCUCACUGCCUUCCUGAAACUCUGAGCACAGCCUGGACUUAGCUCAGCAGCAACAGCACAGGUACUUUGAGCUCCUCCAUGCCCACACUGUUAGCCGCCAUAGGCCUAACAUUGGCUGCAUCUGGAGUGCUGUGUCACGGAGGCCAGUGUGUAGUUAGGGUUUCUGUGGCUCUGAUAAAACACCGUGGCCAUGGACAA